UUUGUUUUAUUUUAGCACUACGUAUUAAGGUGGAGCAAAGAAAGAACUAAAGAAGUGUUAUAGUGAACUGCCAACUCCCACUAGUUUAAUCUAAGCAAAAAAAAAACCAUCGCUCGCUCUCUCAACCUUAUCCAUAUCUAUUUGCGCCCAGCUAGUCUGACUGCCUUCGAUUGCCUCCCCCAGAGAGCUUAGCUUACGGCUAGGAAAUUCUAUUUAAAAUCCCAAACGCAAAACUGCAACUAUUAAACGAUCCGUACGCCAACAUAAUGGACGGCUUUGCCCAUGAAUGGACAACGCCACCGCGUACCGAUACCAGUGCGUUGCACAUGGAUUUGGUGGCGGAGCUACAUGAGAGCGGCUUUGAGCCGCAGACAAGAGCCCGUUCGAAUACGUGGCCAUGUCCAAGACCAGAGAAUUUCGUCGAACCACCAGAUGAGUUGGAGAGUACAAAAGCCAGCAAUCAACAGUUGGCAGGAGGAGAAUCACAACAAACAAAUGUUCCUAGUGUGAAUGCCGCCAAAAAGAAUUCAUCACGUCGCAAUGCCUGGGGUAAUCUCUCGUAUGCUGAUCUUAUAACGCAUGCCAUUGGAUCGGCCAGCGAAAAGCGCUUGACGCUAAGUCAAAUUUAUGAAUGGAUGGUGCACAAUGUUCCGUAUUUUAAGGAUAAAGGAGAUUCGAAUAGCAGUGCGGGCUGGAAGAACUCAAUUAGACAUAAUCUCUCUUUACACAAUCGCUUUAUGCGCGUUCAAAAUGAAGGCACUGGCAAAUCUUCGUGGUGGAUGCUAAAUCCCGAUGCGAAGCCUGGCAAAUCGGUGCGUCGACGUGCUGCCUCUAUGGAAACGUCGCGUUAUGAAAAACGUCGGGGGCGUGCCAAGAAGCGUGUAGAAGCUCUGCGGCAAGCAGGCGUUACCGGCAUCAAUGACAAUACACCUUCGCCCAGCAGUAGUAUAAGCGAGGGACUAGAUCACUUUCCUGAGAGUCCUUUGCACAGUGGGUUUCCCAUAUCGCCGGACUUCCGCCAGAGGGCUUCAUCGAAUGCCAGUUCCUGUGGACGUCUGAGUCCACGCUCUAACCUAGUGGGUUUGGAUUAUGAUUGGAGUUAUACAGAUUAUCAAAAUUCCGCUUCGGCUGCCACCAUGGACAAGUUGGCGGGGUCCAUGGCCGAGGAGUUGACACUACAAAAGGACCUGAUGCAACAGCAGCAACAGCAACAACAACAACAGCAGCAACAACAACAACAAGGGUUUAGCACAGCCUCGGUCAUGCCCACUCAACCCCCACCGCCAUAUCCCAGCAACAAUCAACAGCCAACCUACUCGCUCAAUGGCCCCAUGGCACAGGGCUAUAGCAAUUUGCCCACACAGCAGUGUAUGCUGCAUCGUUCAGUGACUUGCACCUGUUUGCAUGCAACGCGUGAGGGUCUCUCGCCAAAUUCAGUUCAAACCAUGUCACCCGCCUAUCCAAACAGUGAACCCUCAUCGGAUUCCUUAAACACCUACGCCAAUGUAGUCAUAGAGGGUGCGUCUGGAGUAUCAUCCGAUGGCAGUGGCUCCAAUCACUUAAUGGUGCAUCAGCAGCAAAGACAGUUACAACAACAGCAGCAGCAACAGCAGACACAAUCACAACAUAGCUCAAAUUUAGAAGAUAAUAAUUGCGCCUCCACUCUAAUAGGACAAUACUUGGGUGCUCUAAAUAAUGAGGCAGCGCCAAUUGACGAAUUUAAUAUAGAAAAUUUUCAAGGUGGUCUCGAGUGCAAUGUUGAAGAGCUUAUGCAACAAGAAAUCAACAUUGAUGGUCUGCUUGACAUUAACAUACCGCUGACAGCGGUCAAUAGUGCCGUGAGCAAUAGUGUCUCAAAUGCUGGUCAUCUGGGAGCAGUAAAUAAUGCAUCAUCACCAUCGGCGACACCAUCAAUAACGGCCACAACAGGCGUAACGUUGACCACACACCAGCAACAGCUCAAUCAAUUGCAGGUACAUUUGCAGCAGCAACAACAACAGCACCAGCAACAAUUGCAGCAGCAGCAGCAGCAACAACAACAACAACAACAAUUGCCACCAAUGCUGAACAACAACAAUAAUACGCCUAUGACAACCGGGCUGGAAUUGCCGACACAAACGCCAACCUCCAAUCUAAAUGCCAUAGUACAAUACCCACAGCAGAAUGUGGUGACACCACCGUCAUGGGUGCAUUGAUACAGCCGAUUGGUCCAGUACUUUCCCUAUCACCACAUACAGCAUCAGUACACGAAUCACCAACAUCAUCACCACCACAUUCACAUCCACCCCCUUCAUAACAGCAAUAAUGGCAUACCAACCAACAUCCCUAGCAAUAGGGCAGCAAUCUACAAGCACAGAGGAGGAGGAGGAGGAGGGGCAGCCGUAGGAGAGCAUUAUAAUGGCAAACAACGAAAGCUAAGCUUACGUCAUUUAUGAGGCGAGGAUAAGAGGGUGUUUGUGUUCCCUCCACCCCCACCGCCCUCACCAAAACCAAAACAUUACCAGUGAAGCUUUAAGGAAUUCUAAAACUGCUCUUCAAUGCUGUGCUUAAGUAUGGAUCUGUUAUUGCGUGUGCGUGCGUGCGUGCAGUUGUGUGUGUGCGUCUGUGUAUUGGCAGUCGAAAAGGCAUGGCCCAUAAUAAAGGGGAAUCCCCUCUAUUCACUCUCCCCAAAUGUUCGGGCAUUGCCUAUUUGCCCAUGUUGCUGCAACACCUAACUGGAUACCCAUAAGAAAAGGAUAAUUUAAGGACAAUAGUGUAAAAAAAAACAACAACAAAAACCUGUACAGAAACCACAAUUCUCGUCUCC
Messenger RNA from Stomoxys calcitrans (stable fly), 2806 nucleotides. RefSeq names its product forkhead box protein O (gene foxo). Gene Ontology annotation, cellular component: nucleus. The transcript is spliced from 8 exons. Gene Ontology annotation, biological process: regulation of transcription by RNA polymerase II. The coding region runs from base 267 to 2195 and encodes 642 amino acids. The record is from RefSeq and is a predicted model, not a curated record. Gene Ontology annotation, molecular function: DNA-binding transcription factor activity, RNA polymerase II-specific; RNA polymerase II cis-regulatory region sequence-specific DNA binding. Lineage: Eukaryota; Metazoa; Arthropoda; Insecta; Diptera; Muscidae.